AUGGCUGCAAUCUACUACUUUGCCAUCGUUGGCGCCACUGACAAUCCUAUCUAUGAAACCGAUAUUAUCCCUUCUUCACGCUCAUCCUCAUUGCUGGAACACAACAAGCGUGAUGACCAUAAGCAUCUCAACCAAUUCAUUGCACAUGCAGCACUCGAUGUCGUAGAAGAAGUCCAAUGGGGAACGCAGGCCAUGUACCUAAAGUCAGUCGAUCGAUUCAACGAGCAAUAUGUGUCAGCCUUUGUUACUGCAAACAAUGUCAAAUUCAUGUUAUUACACGAUCAAAAAUCAGAGGACAGCAUCAGGAACUUCUUCAACGACGUGUAUGAGCUCUAUAUUAAGAUAUUGAUGAAUCCCUUUUAUGAAAAGAACUCGCCCAUCGCUAAUCCUCAAUUCGACAACCGGGUCAAGAUGAUCGCUCGUCGAUUCCUUUGA
Messenger RNA from Lichtheimia ornata, 435 nucleotides. RefSeq lists its product as uncharacterized. Gene Ontology annotation, biological process: endoplasmic reticulum to Golgi vesicle-mediated transport. The coding region runs from base 1 to 435 and encodes 144 amino acids. NCBI's taxonomy places the organism in Eukaryota, Fungi, Mucoromycota, Mucoromycetes, Mucorales, Lichtheimiaceae. Gene Ontology annotation, cellular component: TRAPP complex; cytoplasm; nucleus. The record is from RefSeq and is a predicted model, not a curated record. The transcript has 5 exons.